Molecule: messenger RNA, 2851 nt
Organism: Stegastes partitus (bicolor damselfish)
Lineage: Eukaryota; Metazoa; Chordata; Actinopteri; Pomacentridae
Gene: med15
Product: mediator complex subunit 15
Exons: 18
Coding region: 79-2490 (803 amino acids)
Biological process (GO): regulation of DNA-templated transcription
Molecular function (GO): transcription coregulator activity
Source: RefSeq, a predicted model, not a curated record
CCCGCAGCUGAAGAAGGAGGACCGGAGCGAAAACAUCCAACAGUUCCACUUCAAAUCCUCCACAGAGUGAUUCCAGGCAUGGAAGUCCCCGGACCGGACAGCGACUGGAGGAGCCCGCAGUUCCGACAGAAAGUCGUAGCUCAGAUUGAAGAGGCGAUGCGAAAAGCUGGAACUGCAAACACAACACACAAGUCCAGCAAUGACAUGGAGAACCAUGUUUAUGUGAAGGCAAAAACUAGAGAGGAGUAUUUAUCUCUAGUGGCAAGGCUCAUCAUACACUUCAGAGACAUCCAUAAGAAGGCUCUUGGGGGUCCAGAUCCCAUGAAUGCCCUGACUAACCUGACAGGGGUUGGAGGGGGCCCGGGCGCCAUUGGCAUGGGGCCUCGCCCUGCCGGCGCUCCAGUGGGUGGCAUGGGGGCCAUGGGGCCGAUGCAGAUAGGCCAGCAUGCCAUGGCAGGGGUGACUGGAAACCCACAAUCCAUAGGAGGUCCAGGCCAGAUGCCCAUGCAGCAGAUGGUGCAGCAGACGCAGGCUCAGCAGAAUGCGUUGCAGUUCCAGCAGUUCCAACAGGCGCAGCAGCAGAAUGCCAUGCAGCAGCAGCAGAACGCUGCCAUUCAGCAGCAGUUCCAGAUGCAGCAGCUGCGGGCACAGCAGCAAAUGCAGCAGCAGCAACAGCAGCAUCACCAGAACCAGCAACUGCAGCAGCAGCACCAGAACCAGCAGCAGCAGCAGGCCCAGAACCAGCAGCAGCAGAACCAGAUGACGAGGAUUCAACAGCAGCAGCAGAUGGUGCAGCUGCAGCUGCAACAACAGCAUGCUCAAGCCCAGGCUCAGGCUCAGGCCCAGGCUCAAGCCCAGGCUCAGGCCCAGGCCCAGGCUCAGGCUCAAGCCCAGGCUCAAGCACAGGCUCAGGCUCAAGCACAGGCGCAAGCACAGGCUCAAGCUCAGGCUCAGGCUCAAGCACAGGCUCAGGCCCAGGCUCAGGCCCAGUCCAUCCAGCACAUGGUGCAGCAGCCGGUCCAGACUCAGCCUCAGCAGGGUCAGAUGCCUCCACACUCCCAGCAGCAGCAGCAGCAGCAGCCCGGCAUGGUGCCUCAGUCUCUGGCCGGACAGAUGACGUCCGCUCAGCACGUUCCCAUCAACUCUCUGAGCCAGCAGCAGCAGCAGCAGCUCAAGAUGCAGGCCUUCCAGCAGGCCCGUGCAGCCUUGCAGCAGCAGCAGCAAGUCCAGCAGGCGCAGCAACAAGCCCAGCAGGCCGCAGCUCAGGCGCAGCUCAACGCCGCCGCCGUACCUGGACAGCUGGUUCGUCCUGGGAUGCAGAUUCCUCCCCGGCUGCCUCGAGCUCCUCUCAACCCCAACAUUCCUCCUCCAAACGCCGCCGCCGCCGUGGUUGGAGGACAGACGAUGUCUCAGCAGGUGCAGCAACAUUCCAUGACGUCGUCGCCCUCAUCGAUGCAGGUCCAGACGCCACAGCCAAUGCCGCCUCCCCCGCAGCCGUCGCCACAGCCGCCCACCUCACAGCCCAACUCAGCCAGCUCCGGUCCCACGCCGUCUCCCGGAGGUUUCCAGCCCAGCCCGUCCCCUCAGCCCUCACCAAGCCCAGCCACGUCUAGAACCCCCCAGAACUACGGAGUGCCCUCCCCAGGACCCCUCAACACUCCAGGCAACCCCAGCUCGGUGAUGAGCCCAGCCGGAGCCACGUCUCUGGAGGACCAGCAGUACAUGGAGAAACUAAAGCAGCUGUCCAAAUACAUCGAGCCGUUGCGACGAAUGAUCAACAAGAUAGACAAAAACGAAGACAGAAAGAAGGACUUGAGUAAGAUGAAGAGUUUGCUGAACAUCCUGACUGAUCCGACCACCAGAUGUCCUCUGAAGACGCUGCAGAAAUGUGAAAUCGCUUUGGAGAAGCUGAAGAACGACAUGGCCGUGCCGACCCCCCCGCCCCCCCCGGUGCCCACCAAGCAGCAGUAUCUGUGCCAGCCGCUGCUGGACGCCGUCAUGGCAAACAUCCGCUCUCCGGUCUUCAACCACUCGCUGUACCGGACCUUUGCCCCCGCCAUGAGCGCCAUCCACGGACCUCCAAUCACGGGUCCGAACGUCUCCGGCAGAAAGAGGAAGCACGAGGAUGACGAGCGCCAGACCAUCCCCAACAUCCUGCAGGGGGAGGUGGCUCGCCUCGACGUCAAGUUCCUGGUCAACCUGGACCCUUCGUUCUGCAGCAACAACGGCACCGUGCACCUCGUCUGCAAGCUGGACGACAAGAACCUCCCCAGUGUUCCUCCUCUGCAGCUCAGCGUUCCUGCUGAUUAUCCUGAUCAGAGUCCGUACUGGGCCGACGAUGGAGAACAGUACGGUGCGAACUCCUUCCUGCAGUCGGUCCACAGAAACAUGACGUCCAAACUGCUGCAGCUGCCGGACAAACACUCGGUGACGGAGCUGCUCAACACCUGGGCUCAGAGCGUCCGGCAGGCCUGUCUGUCAGCCGCCUGAGGCCCCGCCCCCACACGAGGCCCCGCCCACACGCAGCCUCAGUAACUCCGACACUGUUCCAGAUAAACUGUAUAACUCUCUUCUCUGCACCAUCGAGGUCCUUAUCGACUGUAGUCCUGGUGCAUUCUGGGUAAAUUCAGCUCAGUUGUAUUUCAACCUCCUAAUUCACAGUCUGUAUAUAAUAAUAAUCAGAGCUGCAGUCUCGACUCAUAUUCUCCUCCCUGAAUGCAUCACGACUCCGUUUGCUCUUUAGUUUGCGUUGGACAGAAGGUUUCAGUUUGGUUGUGCAGAACUCGUCCGUCAGAUCUGUAAAUGUUUCUCUGCUUUCAUAAAUAAAAUGUGUUCAGUUCAACUUUUUAAA